Molecule: messenger RNA, 477 nt
Organism: Vicia faba (fava bean)
Lineage: Eukaryota; Viridiplantae; Streptophyta; Magnoliopsida; Fabales; Fabaceae
Source: the annotation of a GenBank genome assembly
AUGACAGUUCUCUCUGAGCUCAUAUACCAGCUAUAUGUCAAAACAAUAGUCCUAUUCACAUACAUGCUAAUAGAACUCAUCCUCAUCAUUUGUUACCUAAAGUCUACAAAAAACCCAAUCACCACAACCCAAUACCUCAAUUUCAUCGAAGAGAAAAACCCAACAAGAAAGUUGAAGAAGCCUACAACAGAACACAUAGAUUGCAUGGUAUGUUUAUCCGAGUUCAAGGAAGGAGACACUGUGAGGAACUUGAAUUGCCAACACACCUUUCAUAAGGAUUGUUUAGAUGAGUGGUUCUUGCAAGACCAAUAUUGUGCUACUUGUCCACUUUGCAGGAACAAGGUUUUGUCUGAUGAUGUUUCUUCAAAGUAUUGUUUGCUUCAAAAUCAGGUCGAGUUUGAUGGGAUUGAUGAUCACUUUUUGGAUUUGCUAUCUUCAUUAAGAGAUGGUGGUGAUAUUUGCUAUAGAUAUCUCUGA